This is a messenger RNA of Cornus florida, 3540 nucleotides long. RefSeq names its product calmodulin-binding transcription activator 3-like. Gene Ontology annotation, cellular component: nucleus. Lineage: Eukaryota; Viridiplantae; Streptophyta; Magnoliopsida; Cornales; Cornaceae. The transcript is spliced from 13 exons. Gene Ontology annotation, molecular function: transcription coregulator activity; double-stranded DNA binding; protein binding. Bases 229 to 3171 code for a protein of 980 amino acids. Gene Ontology annotation, biological process: regulation of transcription by RNA polymerase II. The record is from RefSeq and is a predicted model, not a curated record.
AUUCCAUAUCUCUCUGUGCUUGAAUCAGAGUGUGGACGCGAACCUUGACUUCAAAACCCUCCUUUCGCUUUUUUAUAUAGACUUUUGGUCUUUACGUUUCUUGUUUAAGGCCCCCUCUUUCUCUCUUCUCUCUCUCUAGUUAUCUGAAGCCAAUUGGAGUCACACUGUCGUAAUCGGAGUUUCUCUCGCUGAUGAAACUUUGGGUUAUUGUCGGAGUAUCUCUUCCAUAUGGCUGACAUCAGACGUAACAUUGCUGUUCAACCAAUUCUAGACCUUGAACAGAUACAGCAAGAAGCACAACACCGCUGGCUCCGACCGUCUGAAAUUUGUGAAAUUCUUCGCAACAACCAAAAGUUUUGCUUGAGACCAGACCCACCUGUUAGGCCACCAGCUGGCUCUUUGUUCCUGUUUGAUCGUAAAGUACUACGAUAUUUCCGUAAAGAUGGUCAUCGUUGGAGGAAGAAAAAGGAUGGGAAAACUGUCAAAGAAGCUCACGAGAAGUUGAAGGUUGGCAGUGUUGAUGUUCUCCAUUGCUACUAUGCCCAUGGAGAGGAUAAUGAGAACUUUCAGCGACGAAGUUAUUGGAUGCUGGAGGAGAAGUUAGAGAACAUUGUUCUCGUCCAUUACAGAGAAGUGAAAGAGGGGUACAAAUUAAAUGUCUCGCGUUUGCUAAAUGCAGAUCCAGGAUCACUGCUCGGAAGUUCUCAAACUAGUUCAGCACAUUGCUUGGUGCAAACAUAUUCUCCUACUCCUACAGGUCAAACAUCUUAUGCAUCAAGUCCAAAUGCAGUUGAAUGGAAUGAACAAUCAUUGAUUUCGGAAUUUGAGGAUGGAGAUCCUGGAGAAGAUCCAGGGACCUCUUCUCGUGUUCGACCAAUGCUUGGUUCUGUAUCACAUAAUAUUACUUUGCAUGCAGAAAAAGCUACAGGAUUUCUUAAUCAUGGCACUAGUUCAUCUGCAUGGGAUGAUAUUCAUGGCUUGAGCAGACAUGUAAAUAAUAUGUGUGACCAAAAAUUUUGCUUUGAGCAACCGAGUGCAGCUGAUUUUUUAACUCAUAAGCUAGUAGAUGCCAGAUUGGAUGCUGAUAGCAAAGUGCAGGAUGCGAGCUGUGGAGAUACGUUCUUUCCUGAUUCUCGGAGAGUUGUUCAGGAGAAUUAUUUCCAUCUAGUUCAGCCCCAGUUUGUGAGUUGUUCUGGUUCCCAGGGAUUAGUCACAUCCACUGCCAAAGUUGAAAACAAUGUUCAAGUAGUUGGAGCAAAUAAUGAUGAACCUGGGGAGCUGAAGAAACUUGACAGCUUUGGGAGAUGGAUGGAUAAAGAAAUUGGUGGAGAUUGUGAUGAUUCCUUGAUGGCCUCUGAUUCUGGCAAUUAUUGGAGCACACUUGAUACUGAGAAUGACAACAAAGAAGUAUCUAGUUUGUCACAUCAUAUGCAGUUGGACAUUGUUUCUCUGGGCCCUUUUCUUUCCCAAGAGCAACUAUUUAGCAUCUGUGAUUUUGCACCGGACUGGGCUUAUUCAGGUGUUGAAACAAAGGUUAUGAUCACAGGUACUUUUCUGGGAGACAAGAAGCAUUCUACUGGUUUAAAAUGGUGUUGCAUGUUUGGUGAGAUUGAAGCUUCUGCUGAAGUUCUGACAGACAAUGUCAUUCGAUGCCAAGUUCCUUUCCAUUCUCCUGGGCGUGUGCCCUUCUAUGUAACGUGCAGUAACAGGCUAGCCUGCAGUGAGGUGCGGGACUUUGAAUUUCGAGAAAAACCAUCAGGAGUUUCACUUCGUACCCAUGUUAAAAGAACAACAGAAGAUGAAGUGCAUUUUCUUAUACAACUGGCUAAAAUGCUAGAUUUAGGCCUAGAGACCAAUUGGUUGAAUUGUUCAACUGUUGAGUGUGACAAAUGUAAGCUGAAGAAUGAUAUAUGUUCAGUUAAAAGUGACAGUAAAUUUGAUUGGGAAAGAAUUAAGGAGGCGCUUAUGGCAUCUGGUGGGAAUAAUGUGGACUCCAUAGAUCUGUUGAUUGAGAAUUUUAUGAAGGACAAACUUUGUGUGUGGCUAUUCUGUAAAGUACAUGGAGGAGGUAAAGGACCACAUAUUUUGGAUACUGAAGGUCAUGGUGUUAUUCACUUGGCAGCUGCUCUUGGUUAUGAUUGGGCAAUGGGUCUCAUAGUUGCUGCUGGUGUUGGUCCUAAUUUCAGAGAUGCACGGGGAAGGACGGCGCUUCACUGGGCAUCAUAUUAUGGGAGAGAGGAAACAGUAAUUGCACUAGUUAGAUUGGGUGCAGCUCCAGGUUCCGUUGAUGACCCUACACCAGCAUUUCCUGGAGGACAAACUGCUGCCGAUCUAGCAUCAAGUAGAGGCCAUAAAGGACUUGCUGGAUAUUUGGCAGAAGCAGAUCUAACUAGUCAUCUUUCUAACUUGACUGUCAAUGAGAAUGGUGUGGACAGUUCUGCUGCCACUAUUUUGGCAGAGAAGGCCCUUGAAGCUGCAAAGCAAAAUGUUGUCCAAUCAGAGAAGACAACAAAUGAGGAACUUUCUUUGAGAGGGUCUCUUGCUGCUGUUAGAAAAUCAGCACAUGCAGCUGCCCUCAUCCAAGCUUCUUUUAGGGCUCGUUCAUUCCAUCAGAGGCAGUUAACAAAGAGCAGCAAUGACAUUUCUGAAGUUUCACUUAAUCUAGUUGCUCUUGGUUCUUAUAAGGCACAAAAGAUUAGGAACUUUGAUGAUUAUUUGCACUCUGCAGCUAUAAAGAUCCAGCAGAAAUACCGUGGCUGGAAGGGUAGAAAAGAUUUUUUGAAGAUACGCAACCGUAUUGUGAAAAUCCAGGCUCAUGUGAGGGGGCAUCAAGUUCGUAUGCAAUAUAAAAAGGUUGUUUGGUCUGUUAGUAUUGUUGAGAAGGCCAUACUGCGUUGGAGGCGAAGAAGACCUGGUUUGCGAGGAUUUCUGACACAGAAAACAAUUCAAAAUGUAGUACCCGGGACUGAAAAGAAUGAUGAGUAUGAAUUUUUACGAAUAGGCCGGAAACAGAAAUCUGCAGGUGUUGAUAAGGCUUUGGCAAGAGUGCAAUCCAUGGUUCGUCACCCAGAGGCACGUGAUCAGUAUAUGAGGCUGGUUAAAAAAUUUGAGAAUUUUAAGUUAGGCAAUGAAGGAAGCAGUGUGUCGCAGCAAGUCAAAGGUUCUGAAUAGCAAAUUAAAGAGGAAAUAUACCCACGUUAUAGUAUGGAUGGACGAUUCAACAUAUGGCUGUAUGGCGUUCUUGAAAGAAAAUCAAAGAGGAAUAUUUAAAUAGAGCAUAGUAUAGAUUGAUGACUCAACAUAUGGUAGUAUGGCUCAUCAGGUGUACUGGUGAUACUUGUAAGUAUUGGCUAACACGUCUUAUUUCUGAGGAUAUUCAUCAUCAAAAAAGCAAGAGUGGUGGGGAUGUACAUGUUUCUGUUUUUCCUUGUAAACUGGAGUCUAGUGCUGUUGAUAAUGGGAUGAAGUUCUCUGGUUGAGUACUGGGAACUAAUGCUGUGUAGCUUUUUUGCAAUAACAAAUUGUGAUAUUAACUGUUCA